AUGCUGACUUCAUGUUCAUGUCGUCUUAUUCUUUUCCAUGCCCCUUUGGGCUUCACCUGCUCGGCUUCGCCGCGCAAUGGCCGUGGUGCUGAGCGCCAAUUCCACAUCUAUGCGUUCAGAGACAAUAUUAGCGGUCUACAGGUAUUCUAUGCGGACGUUACGGUCUCAAGCACAGAUGAAUGCAUGUGGCUUGCGCAUGAUGACUCGGAAAAUACCACCUGGUCAACCAAACCUCUCUACAUGGCCGAUGGAGGGUCCGGUGAGGUUGGGUUCAACUCCCCGAACAGUGCAGACAAACUUACCGAUGUUUGGUGGACCAACGGUCAUUAUGUCAAGGCUAAAGUAGACGAAGCAAACUUUUAUGCUGAGCCUAUUUCUGGUGCCAAAGGCUGGUACACGUAG
Penicillium subrubescens is the source of this 402-nucleotide messenger RNA. RefSeq lists its product as uncharacterized. NCBI's taxonomy places the organism in Eukaryota, Fungi, Ascomycota, Eurotiomycetes, Eurotiales, Aspergillaceae. The record is from RefSeq and is a predicted model, not a curated record. The coding region runs from base 1 to 402 and encodes 133 amino acids. The transcript is spliced from 2 exons.